Molecule: messenger RNA, 1614 nt
Organism: Anopheles coustani
Lineage: Eukaryota; Metazoa; Arthropoda; Insecta; Diptera; Culicidae
Gene: Octbeta2R
Product: octopamine receptor beta-2R
Exons: 6
Coding region: 1-1614 (537 amino acids)
Biological process (GO): adenylate cyclase-activating adrenergic receptor signaling pathway
Cellular component (GO): membrane
Molecular function (GO): octopamine receptor activity
Source: RefSeq, a predicted model, not a curated record
AUGAAUCCUCCCAAGGAUGACUCGCCGAAGUACAUGGUUUCGUCUCCGGCCUCCUCUUCCUCGUCGGCCGCGGCCCACCUCCAGUCGGUGGCGGUCGUGCUGGCGUCCUCGCUCGGGCUCGGUUCGAUGGCAAGCGGGGCACCGGCGGGGCGCGGCGCUGGCGGUGGCCUCGGUGCCGGCGGGUUCUUCAACCAGAGCUACCACGAGCGGGACGGGGUCGGUGCGCUGGCGUCGGCCGCGGUGCCAUCGAUGGGCGGGGAGGCGGCAGCGGGAUCGGCGGAAGGUAGCGGGGCCGAGACGCUGUCCAUCUUCGACGCGUCCGGGGGCAGCAUAAUACUGCAGGGCUUCACCUCGACGUCGCCGAUCGAUGUGGUGGAGGUGGGCGGGACGGAUGAGGCGAUCGUGGCCGGGGGCGAGUGGAUCGACGUGGUGCUGCUCGUGCUGAAGGCCUCCAUCAUGAUGUUCAUUAUCGUAGCGGCCAUCUUCGGCAACCUGCUUGUCAUCAUCUCCGUCAAGCGCCAUCGGAAAUUACGAGUGAUUACGAAUUACUUCGUCGUGUCGCUGGCCAUGGCCGACAUCAUGGUGGCGAUGAUGGCCAUGACAUUCAACUUUAGCGUACAAAUAACGGGAAGCUGGAAGUUUGGGUCGUUCAUGUGCGACGUGUGGAACAGCCUAGAUGUCUACUUCUCGACCGCCAGUAUACUUCAUCUUUGCUGUAUUUCAGUGGAUAGAUAUUAUGCCAUAGUGAAACCACUUAAGUAUCCGAUAAGCAUGACGAAGCGUGUCGUCGCGAUAAUGUUAUUAAAUACUUGGAUAUCACCAGCGCUGUUGUCAUUCGUGCCGAUCUUUGCUGGUUGGUACACCACGGACAAGCACAAGCGGGACGUGCUGCUCAAGCAGAACAGCUGCCAGUUCAUCGUGAACAAGCCGUAUGCGGUCAUCUCCAGCUCGGUGUCGUUCUUCAUCCCGUGCACGAUCAUGGUGUUCACGUACUUCCAGAUAUUCCGCGAGGCCAAUCGGCAGGAGAAGCAGCUGGCCCUCCGCCAAGGCACCGCCAUGCUGAUGCACCAGCAGCACGGCGGCGGCGGUGGCCGGGGAGGCACCAACGGGGAGGCACUCAGUGGCAGCGGGUCCUCCCGGACGCUCACCACACACGAGGUGGACGCGGAGCAGACGCCAACGCGCGAUCGACAUCUGAUCAAGAUGAAGCGCGAGCAUAAGGCGGCCCGGACGCUCGGCAUCAUCAUGGGCACGUUCAUCCUCUGCUGGCUGCCCUUCUUCCUGUGGUACAUCAUCACGUCGCUCUGCGGCGACGAAGCGUGCCCCUGUCCGGACAUCGUCGUCGCCCUGGUCUUCUGGAUCGGGUACUUCAACUCGACGCUCAAUCCGCUCAUCUACGCCUACUUCAACCGAGACUUCCGGGAAGCGUUCCGGAACACGCUCGACUGCAUGUUCUGCGCCUGGUGGCGCCGGGAAACGUCCCCGCUGGACAUAAACGUGCGGCGGGCUAGUCUACGGUACGACUGCCGCGCCAAGAGCGUCUACUCCGAGAGCUAUCUGCGGCCCUCGUCCCAAACGGACCGCUUCAACAGCGAGAUCGGCGAGAGUCUGUAA